AUGUUCAAGAACCUUAUUGCAAAUUCAAAAAACCUAUCAUACAAGAUGUCGCAAGAAGCAACAACACUAUUGAUUCCCGGGCCUGUAAGAUUGAGCCCUCAUGUGCAAUCCGCACUCUCCAUACAAUCACUCUCCCACACAAGUCCCGAGUUUGUAACCAUUUAUCAAAGGGUACUGCAAAAUACAAGACGGUUAUUCAAAGCUGAUGUCAAGAAGGGACUACCAAUCGUUUUGGCAGGUUCUGGAACCUUAGGGUUCGACUUGGUGGGUGCCAAUUUGGUCUCCCCCAAAGACGAGAUCUACGUGAUUUCCACCGGGUUCUUCAGUGAUGAAUUUGCAGAGUGUUUGAAUGGGUAUGGUGCUAAUAUCACCACAUCAAGGGGUCCCGUGGGCGAUAUACCUGAUUUGAACCUCAUUAAAAAGACAUUACAAGAAAAUAAGUUUAAAUUGGUGGUCAUGACUCAAGUGGAUACGUCUACCGGGGUAUUGAAUGAUGUGGAAAGUAUUUGCAAAUUAGUGAGGGAUGUUUCCCCAGAUUCGUUAAUCGUCGUAGAUGGUGUUUGCUCCAUUGGUUGUGAAACUCUUGAAUUUGAUAAAUGGGGGGUUGACUUUUGCUUAACUGCUUCACAAAAGGCUAUUGGUGCCCCACCAGGUUUAAGUAUUGCCAUGAUUAGUGAACGUGCCUUAGAAACCGCUUUGGACAACAAGGCCUCAGUUAAGCCAUUUUUCAGCUCUUUAAUCAAAUGGUCCCCCAUCUUGAAAGGUUUUGAAGAGGGAAGAGCAAGUUAUUUUGCAACUCCACCAGUGCAAUUGAUAAAUUCUUUAGAUGUGGCAUUGGACGAAAUACUUGAACAAGAUGGUGGAUUAGAUAAGAGAGUACAAACGCAUGAAGAAAAAAGCAACUGGUUUAAAUCAAAGAUAACUAAUGAACUUGGAUUGGAAUUAGUUUCCCAAUACCCUCAAAAUGAUGUGAGUGCCCAUGGGUUGACCGCCAUAUAUGUGAAUAACCCACCACAAGUCAUAUCUUCCAUGAAAUCUAAGGGUUUCGUCAUUGCAGGAGGGCUUUACAAAGGCAUUGCAUCCAAAUAUAUUAGAAUCGGUCACAUGGGUUAUUCAGUUUGUAAUUCGGAUGCUGAAGAUAUUGUCAAAUGUUAUGCUGCAUUGAAAAGCACUCUACAGGAAUAA
Messenger RNA from Naumovozyma castellii, 1185 nucleotides. RefSeq names its product alanine--glyoxylate transaminase (gene AGX1). Bases 1 to 1185 code for a protein of 394 amino acids. NCBI's taxonomy places the organism in Eukaryota, Fungi, Ascomycota, Saccharomycetes, Saccharomycetales, Saccharomycetaceae. The transcript has a single exon. The record is from RefSeq and is a predicted model, not a curated record.